AUGGCUGCAGUGCAUACGCUGCCUACCCUUGUCGAGAAAAGGGCCAUCAAACCCUCGAUCGCGAGACAUGUCAACAUCCGCGUCAACGACCCGCUCGAUCAUGACGCACCGGCCAUUCUACAUGAACCUCGCAGCUAUAGCUUCAACGAAUCCAAGGGAUCAGCCGUCGUAUUGGUCAGUGGUGCAGGAGGCGGGGUAAGCGGCCCUGGUGCUAUCUACCCAAGCCUUGCUGAUAAACUCGCCCUUCUACUCGGUAUCCCGUCUAUCAGACUUGACUACAGAAGACCUGCGAGGACGGAGUACUGUUCCGCCGACAUCGUAGCCUCUUUCACCUACCUGCGCGAGCACUUCAAUUCAUCGGCCUUCGUCCUCGACGACCGCGUCCGCGGCGUGGCUACCGUGGCAUCUCAAACUGCGAAUACGGUGGGGAUCAAGAAAUUGAGUCCGCGACCGGUGCUCUUGCUGCACGGGACCGAUGAUACGGUGCUCUCGCCGACGUGCUCGGCGACGUGCUCGGAGACACUGUAUAGGGAGUACGGGGACGGUCCCCGCGAGUUGAGACUGCUUCCCGGGGACGACCAUGGACUCACGAAACAUUCGACUGAAGUGGAAAAGAUGAUCUUUGAGUUUGCUGCUAAGACGCUUGGCUUUGAGAAGCUGUUGAAUCAGACGUUGGAUCAGGCGGGAGAGGAUCUGGUUGAGAGUCGGGAUGAGCGAAUUAGAGAAAUAGUCGAAGGGCACGACCUCGAAGGGGACGAGAGGUUGCAGUAG
Aspergillus novofumigatus IBT 16806 is the source of this 771-nucleotide messenger RNA. RefSeq lists its product as uncharacterized. NCBI's taxonomy places the organism in Eukaryota, Fungi, Ascomycota, Eurotiomycetes, Eurotiales, Aspergillaceae. The transcript is spliced from 4 exons. Bases 1 to 771 code for a protein of 256 amino acids. The record is from RefSeq and is a predicted model, not a curated record.